CUGUACCAAGCUUCUUCAUCUCAGUCACCUCGACCUCGGAGAGAGCAGCUGAACUGACUAGGGAAGAUCACACGCAUUGCUCGCCUGAAUUGGUGGCUUGGAGGUUGACGACGAGGCAUGCCGGCCUGCUUCUUACCAGCUUCCAUGGCGAGCCAGGUGCAGCGGAUGCUGCCAUCCUCCUCGUCCUCACCGCGGCCGCUGCCGGUCAUCAACCUUGCCAGACUCGGCAAGGACCCGGCCACGCGGACGCUCGCCAUCCAGGACAUUGCGCGGGCGUGCCGUGAGCAAGGGUGCUUCCAGGUGGUGAACCACGGGGUCAGCAAGUCUGCCAUGGCAGGGGCGUUCGAGGCCGCCUCCGAGUUUUUCCAGCUCUCGCCAGAGCACAAGGAGCUGUUUGCAUCAACCGACAUCGGAAGGCCUGUCAGGUAUGACACGAGCUCAAGGGACGGGAUCAGCAAGGCCAGGUCGUUCCUGAAGCACUACGCCAACCCUCUGGAAGACUGGGUCGAGUACUGGCCACUGCACCCUCCAUCAUACAGGAAGAAGAUGGGGGAGUAUGCAGUUGAAAUACAGAGACUAUCAAUGCAGCUCAUGGAUGCUAUCCUGCAGGGUUUAGGGUUAAGGCCAUUGUACAUGCAAGAAAAGCUUGAGAAGGGAAUGCAGUUCAUGGCCCUGAACAGCUAUCCACAGUUCUCAUCACAUCGAGGUGACAAGGUCGGAUUGGCUGCUCAUUCCGACUAUGGCUUCCUCACAAUCCUGCUGCAGAGAUCCCCAGGGCUCGAAGUGAUGCCCCAUGACCGUGACACCUGGACGGCUGUCCCUGCGAUCCCGGGGGCUCUCCAUGUCCAUAUCGGUGACCACCUAGAAGUCUUGAGCAAUGGUCGUCUCAAGUCCCUUGUCCACCGAGCCAUUCUCAAUCCUGACGAAGCAAGAAUUUCCAUUGCCAGCAUCCAUGGUCUCUCAAAGGAUGAGAAGGUCUGCUGCGCGGAGGAGCUGGUCGAUGAGGUGAACCCAGCAAUGUACAGGGAAAGCAGCUUCCAGGACUUCCUCGACUUCCUACCGUCAAAUAUCAACAACUACAAGAGGUUUGUUGAGAGCCUCAAGAUCGACAGAGCUUGAAAAGAAAACAUUGGUUCCGCCAAUCAGGAACAUAUCUAAAUGGC
Messenger RNA from Sorghum bicolor (sorghum), 1163 nucleotides. Its product is annotated as protein DMR6-LIKE OXYGENASE 2. The record is from RefSeq and is a predicted model, not a curated record. Lineage: Eukaryota; Viridiplantae; Streptophyta; Magnoliopsida; Poales; Poaceae. The transcript is spliced from 3 exons. Bases 118 to 1119 code for a protein of 333 amino acids.